CCAGCAGGGGCGCGGGCUUCCUACCUGCCGUUCCUCAAAAGUGUCCUCGUCUCCCCACCCACCGAAGCCGCCCCAUCCAGCUCGCCUUUGGGGAUGACUUUCGUACCCCACCUCUAGGGAACUCAGGUGCCAGAGCCCCCAGCCCUCGUGCCCCUUGGAGUCACAGGUAACUGCUGUGCCCUCCCCGGUUCCCCAGGGCCCGCCCCGAUCCUGGGCCGGACGGAACCGCGCCUCUCCCCGCUGCACACGGCGUCCCGGGCACCCAAGGGACCCAUGGCCGCGGCGGCGGCCCCGCGGGGGCGGCAGUGGGGAGAGCCCCGCGCGCUCGGCCGGGCGGUGAAGCUCCUGCAGCGCCUGGAAGAGCAAUGCGGGGACCCCCGGCUCGCCUCGAGCCCCCCGUCGCUGCGGAACCUACUGCCCCGCACCGCGCUGCUGCUGCGCGAGGUGGCCCACGCCCGGCGGGCGGCCGGAGGAGGCGGCCCCGAAGGUCCCGGCGGGGCGACGGACUUUCUUGCCAUCUACCUGGCCAACCUAGAGGCCAAAAGCAAGCAGGUGGCGGCACUGCUGCCACCGCGGGGCCAAAGGUCUGUCAACGACGAGCUCUUCCGGGAGGGCACCACACUCAGGCGACAGCUGGCCAAGCUGGCCCUCAUCUUCAGUCACAUGCAUGCGGAGCUGGGCGCUCUCUUCCCCGGGGGAAGGUACUGCGGACACACCUACCAGCUCACCAAGGCCCCGGCCCAUACCUUCUGGAGGGGUCACUGCGGAGCCAGGUGUGUGCUGCCCUGGGUGGAGUUUGAGUCACUCUUGUGCACCUGCCACCCCGUGGAGACAGGCCUCACAGCCGUGGCCUUGCGCUCCACCAUCAACCUCACCUGCAGCGGCCACGUGUCCAUCUUCGAGUUUGACAUCUUCACCAGGCUCUUCCAGCCAUGGCCAACCCUCCUCAAGAACUGGCAGCUCCUGGCAGUCAACCACCCGGGUUACAUGGCCUUCCUCACAUACGACGAGGUCCAAGUGCGUCUGCAGGCCCUCAGAGACAAGCCAGGCAGCUACAUAUUCCGGCCCAGCUGCACUCGCCUGGGGCAGUGGGCCAUUGGAUACGUGAGCGCAGAUGGCAGCAUCCUACAGACCAUCCCUCUCAACAAACCCCUGUUCAAGGCACUCCUGGAAGGACAGAAGGACGGCUUGUACCUCUACCCAGAUGGAAAGAAUUACAACCCAGACCUGACUGAACUCUGCCACACGGAACCCUAUCAGUGCAUCCAAGUGUCAGAGGAGCAGCUGCAGCUGUACUGGGCCAUGAACUCCACGUUCGAGCUCUGCAAGAUCUGUGCGGAGAGCAACAAGGAUGUAAAGAUUGAGCCGUGUGGGCAUCUGCUCUGUAGCCGCUGCCUGGCUGCCUGGCAGCACUCCAACAGCCAGACCUGCCCCUUCUGCCGAUGUGAGAUCAGGGGCCAAGAGACCGUAAGUAUCCAUCAAUUCCAAGGGAGGCCAGCGGAAGGCAGGGCUACUGCCGAGGACCCAGGGGACAACAGUGACCAGGAAGACAGGGAGGAAGAGCUGGAGCAGGUGGCUGCCUCAGCUCCCCCACUGCCCUCUCAGCUGGAUCUGUCCCCCAGGAGUCCCAGAAGAGAAGGUCAGAAGGCAUCUCUGGCCCUCCCCAGACUCCGGGUCCCUAUUACCUUGCCGACAAUUAGGAUUGUGGCCUCAGUCCCCUGGGAAAUCACCUCCAGUCCCAAGGCCAGGGAGAGAGCCACAGACCCCUCCUCAAACUCCCUCCAUUGCAGAAACUCCUAAAGAGAAAGUCACCCCUCCUGCUGCCCCUGUAUGGCCCCUGAUCACUGCCCAGGCCUGGAGGCCAGGGCACGAAGAUGUGCUGCUAAAGGGCGCCCCAGGGGCUGGAGGGGUUUGUGAAGCAGAAAUAAAACUGCUAAAUGCUAA
Messenger RNA from Manis pentadactyla (Chinese pangolin), 1944 nucleotides. RefSeq names its product Cbl proto-oncogene C (gene CBLC). Bases 274 to 1800 code for a protein of 508 amino acids. The transcript has 12 exons. The record is from RefSeq and is a predicted model, not a curated record. Gene Ontology annotation, biological process: cell surface receptor signaling pathway; negative regulation of epidermal growth factor-activated receptor activity. Lineage: Eukaryota; Metazoa; Chordata; Mammalia; Pholidota; Manidae. Gene Ontology annotation, cellular component: membrane raft; plasma membrane. Gene Ontology annotation, molecular function: SH3 domain binding; receptor tyrosine kinase binding; ubiquitin protein ligase activity.